ACUGGUGUGAUACACAGCCUUUGUUUUUUUUUGAAUGAUCGUUCUGAUCAGGUAUUACAUUGCAAUUAUCUACUAUAGAAAUUGCUGUAAAUUAUCAAUUAUUUAUUGCAACAAUUCUUAUGAAUUCUUUUUGUGAAAUACUGUGGUUGGGAAGGAUACUCUUUAAUAUUGAUCUAUAAUCGUAAAAUAGUUGUGACAGUAGAGUAGAGUAAUUAUCUCUAAUUUUGGUAUAGAUCUUUGCCCUGAAGGUAUAAAAAAAGAUCGAUUGCUAUGAAUUAGUGAAGAAUAAAGUUGAGUGAAAUCCCAAAAAUGACUGAGAGCCUUGUCAGUGAAUGGCUUGCUGAUUGCGCGGAUCUUUCUCCAAACGAAUUGCACAGUUUUGCAAGUACCCUCGCCCAAGAUAAUGAGAUAGUACGGGCACUUUAUGUUUUGCUGGAAGAACGCACCAAGUAUAAUCAGUUGGUCGACACUGUGUGCAAUAAAUUAUUCGAUUUUUAUCGAUCUCAAGAAACUGAACUUGAGCGCUUCACAUUGCAAUUUUUGCCAACAUUAAUAUACAUUUAUUUAAAUUCUGUUGCCCAUGGUGAUAUUAAGAAUUGCCGGUCUGUCGAAACACUGUUGAUCGGAUUAUAUAAUUUGGAAGUUGUGGAUGCGAGUGGCCAACCAAAAGUCGUGUCAUUCAGAUUGCCCUCCUUAGCUAUGCUAUCGAUUUAUCACGAACCUUCUAGCUUGGCACCUGCAUCGUUGACUGAAAGUGCUGUUCGUCGAUUUGAAGAGUGCAACACGAAACUUGUGACGUGGGGACCAUUGCAGCAAGUGGAAAUACUAAAUGCUCAGAAUAGAUUAAGAGUGAUGACGGCUUUACUUUUCAUCUACAAUCAGCAGCUUUCAUUUAUAUCGAAACAUUCGCUGGAGCAAUUGUGCAAGGUUGCCACAAAACUUGUGACACAGGGAUUUAUGAAGCCAGGUCAUCAUCAGAGGUCUUCGUACAAUAGUGAAUCAAGUUUUGUACCGCGGCUCUUGCCUCGGAUACCCGUUUCUAGUCAAUUUCUUCUCGAGUUUCUCCAUGCAAUCUACUUCGCCAUGUACAAUGAGUGUUGGUAUGUCGCAAAUCAAGCCGCGGAAGACCUCCACAAUAGAGCGUGUUAUGAAACCUAUCCUAAUGUUAUGUUGGUUACGAAUGCAAUACGUAAUUCCGGCAGUUCUGGACCUUCAGGACAACCAGGGGAAAAUUCUACAGGAAUUGGAGUUGCUAUGUCUUCUGCUACGACUGGCACGCCGAUGUCCAAGUCCAUGAUAACAAAUGCAUCAUUCCGCACCAAAAAAUUACCAGAUGACAUCCCGAUUCAAAUUGCAAAGGAAGAAACAGGUGUUGAUGGCCAUCACUUGAAGUCCAUCACGGAAGAUCAAGAAGUGGCGGAACCGACUCGGCCCGGUUCUGUACGUCAACCGAAAGACACGAAAGUUGGGUCAAAAAUGACCAAUUUCUCGGGCCUGGGGAAGAAAGCCAAGGAGAGGGAAGGGAAAGCGCAGAGAAAUUCGGGUGUCUCGGCAAGUGAAAAGGACAGAAAGGCCGCAGCGCAGGGGGCGGCACUGAAAGAGAACACGAGAGCAGGUCGCUCAAUUUUGAAUGUUGAGUCGGGCGAUACGGAGGCAAGUGUCAGUGGCACUAGAAAGAAAAUACUGAUUGUCGAAAAUUCGUCAAUUGUGGAUGCAAGCACGAGUUUGAUCGACAGCGAGCGGUUAGCUGCGAGUGGCGAGGGCUUGGAAAAUAUUCAUUUAGACUCUUCCGCCAGUUUAGUAAGAUAUAACAACGACCCGGAAUCUGGAGCUUCAUCUAUUCAGGUCAGCUCGGUCUAAAAUGUUUUAGUCUCAUUUUGUGACAGGGUGCGGAUUUCGAUACCUGUACAGAUGCUCUUCUUUUCUAUAGUAUUGUUAUUUACUUGUGUAUUUAGUGCAGUUAGGAUACAAUAAUAUUUAAAGUGCCUAAUUUAAUGGUUGAUAUCUGGAGUAAUUUUUUAUUUAUUUCUGGUCUCCUCUGCUGGAAAAUCGUAACUUUUCCUUUGUCAGAAGGAGGAUCAGAUCUUCUCAUACAAGAAAUGUUACAGGUUAUCAUAAGAAAUUGAGAGUUCCUCUCGAGAUUCGUGUCUCAAUUUCGUGUGCUGAUCCUCUACCUAGAGUUCUUGAAUGUCCAAGAAUUUAUGUUGAGCAAAUGCUCUCGAGAAUAUGCUCAGAAUUUAAGCUCGAGCAGAGCAUUUAUAGAGCAUUUAAGAGAAGUUGAAGCAUUUAUUGUUUAAACAAAUAUAUAUUAUAAUUACUACAUAUAUUUUUACAAAAACAUUUUCUAGAGUGAAAUAAACAUAUACUUUGUUAAAUUAUAGAGUUGUUACAGAACAGGUAAAUCCAGAAACUAAAGUUCAAGUUAAUUUUAUUAUUAUGGUUCAAAAUCGUAGCCAUUUAAUUU
Belonocnema kinseyi is the source of this 2464-nucleotide messenger RNA. It is a transcript of the gene Hyccin, whose product is annotated as hyccin. The record is from RefSeq and is a predicted model, not a curated record. NCBI's taxonomy places the organism in Eukaryota, Metazoa, Arthropoda, Insecta, Hymenoptera, Cynipidae. Gene Ontology annotation, cellular component: plasma membrane. Gene Ontology annotation, biological process: protein localization to plasma membrane; phosphatidylinositol phosphate biosynthetic process. Bases 310 to 1860 code for a protein of 516 amino acids. The transcript is spliced from 8 exons.